Messenger RNA from Cuscuta epithymum, 382 nucleotides. Lineage: Eukaryota; Viridiplantae; Streptophyta; Magnoliopsida; Solanales; Convolvulaceae. The record is from the annotation of a GenBank genome assembly.
UCCAACUCUUCCGCCUCCCAGGCCGAUCGUCGCACCGUGGAGGCGGAGCAGCACCUCAUUGCCACGGUGUUGGCACAAGGGUCCCAGGCCCCAGUCCUUGAUUCUGGCGUCCCCGAGGUUGUGGCGCCUCUGCAGGCCGUCCAUCCCCAGGAGGGGGAGAAAGCGGACAAAAAGUCCAAAAGGCCCAGGGGAACUGGUUCUUCGGCCCUUGAAGGGCAAGGGGUGAUCCUCCCCUCUCUCGGACGUCCGGCGCAUGACGUUUGGCAGGAGGUUGCCUCUCUGGCCGGCGUGGAGAUGCCUCCCCGCACGUCUUCGGAAGCCUCCAAUGCGACCCUGGCCGCCGCUCUUCAGGUCGGGCUCUCCGUUCUGCAGUCUGAGGCUG